Microtus oregoni (creeping vole) is the source of this 6615-nucleotide messenger RNA. It is a transcript of the gene Far1, whose product is annotated as fatty acyl-CoA reductase 1. The transcript has 13 exons. NCBI's taxonomy places the organism in Eukaryota, Metazoa, Chordata, Mammalia, Rodentia, Cricetidae. Bases 247 to 1794 code for a protein of 515 amino acids. Gene Ontology annotation, molecular function: alcohol-forming very long-chain fatty acyl-CoA reductase (NADP+) activity. The record is from RefSeq and is a predicted model, not a curated record. Gene Ontology annotation, cellular component: peroxisome. Gene Ontology annotation, biological process: long-chain fatty-acyl-CoA metabolic process.
CAGCCAAUCAAACCCCGAGGCGCGGUCGGGACCCGCUGACGCCAGAGCGGCCGCAGCCAAUGGGCGCGCCGCUGUCUGUCCGCUCUUCGGCGGCCGGUCGGGGGCGGUGAAAAGCGAGUGAGGAGAGCGCGACGGCGGCGUAGCCAUCGCUGAGGGGAGAGCGAGGCCCGAGCUUCCGCAUCGAGAUUUGGUGGCUGAGGAAGGGACCCAGAGACGCCUUGAACAACAAAACGAAGGCAAGUCAAAAUGGUUUCAAUCCCAGAAUACUAUGAAGGCAAGAAUAUCCUCCUCACAGGAGCUACUGGUUUCUUAGGGAAGGUGCUUCUGGAAAAGUUGCUGAGAUCUUGUCCUAAGGUGAAUUCAGUCUAUGUUUUGGUGAGACAGAAAGCUGGACAGACACCGCAAGAGCGUGUGGAAGAAAUCCUUAGUGGCAAGCUUUUUGACAGGUUGAGAGAUGAAAAUUCAGAUUUUAGAGAGAAAAUUAUACCAAUCAACAGUGAACUCACCCAACCUAAACUCGCUCUCAGUGAAGAAGAUAAGGAGGUCAUUAUAGAAUCUACCAAUAUCAUAUUCCACUGUGCAGCUACUGUAAGAUUUAAUGAAAAUUUAAGAGAUGCUGUUCAGUUAAAUGUGAUCGCUACACGACAGCUUAUUCUCCUUGCACAGCAAAUGAAGAAUCUGGAAGUGUUCAUGCAUGUGUCAACAGCGUACGCCUACUGCAAUCGAAAGCAUAUCGAUGAAGUAGUUUAUCCUCCCCCUGUAGAUCCCAAGAAGCUGAUUGAUUCUUUAGAAUGGAUGGAUGAUGGCCUAGUAAAUGAUAUCACACCAAAAUUGAUAGGCGACAGACCUAAUACAUACAUCUACACCAAGGCACUGGCAGAAUAUGUUGUACAACAAGAAGGAGCAAAGCUAAAUGUUGCCAUUGUAAGGCCAUCGAUUGUUGGUGCCAGUUGGAAAGAACCUUUUCCAGGAUGGAUUGAUAACUUUAAUGGACCAAGUGGUCUCUUCAUUGCGGCUGGGAAAGGAAUUCUUCGAACAAUGCGUGCCUCCAACAAUGCCCUUGCAGAUCUUGUUCCUGUAGAUGUAGUGGUCAACACAAGCCUUGCUGCAGCCUGGUAUUCUGGAGUUAAUAGACCAAGAAACAUCAUGGUGUAUAAUUGCACAACAGGCAGCACUAAUCCUUUCCACUGGGGGGAAGUUGGAGAUUAUAUAAAUCAUUUCUUCAGGAUGAAUCCUUUAAACCAAGUACUCAGGCACCCUAAUAUUAAGUUCUAUACCAACAACCUAAUACUCCAUUAUUGGAAGGGUGUCAGACAUACAGUACCUGCAUUAUUGCACGAUCUUGCACUCAGGUUGACAGGUCAGAAACCGUGGAUGAUGAAAACAAUCACCCGUCUUCACAAAGCCAUGGUGUUUCUUGAGUAUUUCACAAGUAACUCUUGGGUUUGGAAUACUGAUAAUGUCAAUAUGUUAAUGAACCAAUUAAACCCUGAAGAUAAAAAGACCUUUAAUAUUGAUGUAAGGCAGCUACAUUGGGCAGAAUAUAUAGAGAAUUACUGCAUGGGAACUAAAAAAUAUGUAUUGAAUGAAGAGAUGUCUGGCCUCCCUGCAGCUAGAAAGCAUCUAAACAAGUUGCGGAAUAUCCGUUAUGGUUUCAAUACUAUCCUUGUGAUUCUUAUCUGGCGCAUUUUUAUUGCAAGAUCACAAAUGGCAAGAAACAUCUGGUACUUUGUGGUUAGUCUGUGUUACAAAUUUCUGUCAUACUUCCGAGCAUCCAGCACUAUGAGAUACUGAAGACCAAGAAUUUAGCAUUAGAACAUCUAUGCAUAUGGUGAUCUAAAUGCACAAAAUGUAAAAUGUACCUAAGUCAUCUCACCUUUUGUUAAGACAUUAAACCAUCUUAAGUUUGAGCGUGGAGUAAAUUAUGGUCCAUUUUAUGUAACAUUUUAAUGUUUAUGCUGAAAAUCUAGUGAACACACUGUGGUAUGCCAGCUCAGAUUUGCAAUACCCACUCAAACUAUGACUUAUCAUUUUGAUCUUUGGAAUGCAGAGGGUAGGAAGAGGAAAGAAGUGGGACUAUGGGAACAUUGACCAGUAUAACUGUGCAGUUCUGGAACAUACUAAUUAAAACAUGCCUUAACAUGCAGUCCUAAUAUUCAGUGCAAUGGGAAGUGUGCAGAGAGGAAGCCUAGCUAAAUUAGUUAAGUAUUUGAUUUGAUUCUUCAAUGUUAGAUUUUUUUUUGAUCAGAUGAGAGGUGGGUUUUAGUUUUGUUAAGACCACAGCCAUGUAUUUUUGCUUCCUAUAAAUUAUAGGUGGUAGCAUAUAUAAAAACUUGUUCUAACUUUCUGAUUAAAUGUGUGUUGCAUAUCAUUUUCCUGCAAGUAAUCAGUUGCUCUUAGGAUCAGAAGGCCAAAUAUUAUUCUAAAGACACUAACGGACCUAAGUGAACUUGAGAAACCGGAUCAGUACAUGCUCUGUGCAUUUGAAGCAAAGUGAAACCAUGCACAGUAAACCCGUGUUAGUAUCAAAUGUAACUCUAGUGAGAUAUGUUCUCAUUUUGAAGAGGAUUUCUUGAGACUUGAUUGGAGAUGGCAUUGGGGAAGGAUUUGUCACAUGUGUUCUCUCCUCCCUUACAAAUUUUCUCGCAGAAUUCACCCCGUCUUGAACGUGCAUUAUUCUGAAGGAAUGUAGUUACAGCUUUUAACAUUAAGAAAAUGUCCUCAUGUGUUUACCAACACAUACUAAUUUUGACCUUGAAAGCUGAAUUCCUUAAAAAUAAAUAAUGCAUAAGUAUGUGUAUAAAAUUAAAUAAAGGAUUUUACCAUGUAAAGUAGCAAACUUUUGAAUGAGUAUCAAGUCAUCAUUUCUUUGCAUGUUGUUUUAGCUUUAGAAAGACAUGCGUUAUAGAAACAAGUAAUAGCAAGAAAAUUGAUGUAUAUUUAUUGAUGCAUUACAAUUCCCUUUAAAUCUUACUAGUUUGUUACUAUUUUAUCAUAUAUUUUCUUUAAUGACUUGUUCAGCACAACACUGUUAUAAUUAAGCUGAUCAAGUACUACAUUUAAAUCAUCCGCUGUGUAUCUUGAAAGUGCUUAAAGGGGUCAGUUCACAGUACAAGAAAUGAAAUGUAACUUUACAUUUUAAUUUUUUGCCAGUUGAAAUGCAGUGUAGAAGAAGUUUAUUUUGCUAUUGUGGAAAAGCAAAAUGUAAAGAAACCAACUUUUUCCAUGCAGUUGUAUAGUCUUGAAAAGGAAAAAAAAUGCUUCUAUGUUGAAGCCAGACUUUGUGUAGUAAAACUUAUAAACAUAAUUUUAAAAGAAGUAUGUAUGUAAAUAUCUAUGUAUUCUUUGGAAUGAUACUGAAGUCUCUGGUCUAGGACCAUGCCUUGUUUAAGGUAUGAGAGACCAUGAUAGUGUGUGAAAAUGGAAUAAAUGAUGCCUAUAAGGUGGCCCACAUACUAUACAUUGAAUACUCCAUGUCUCCAAACACAUUUCCAUGAUGUAAUGACAACACACUAACCUUUGUAUGAUUUUUGUACAUCUGCCAAAUAUACCUAGAAUCUGGUGAAUUGUCUUUGGGUCUCAGAAAAGAAUCAGGUGCAAUGUGAGCAGGUCUGUAAAGUGGAUCAACAUGUGUCUUCUGUUUAUUGCUCUUGUCAUCUACUUUAAAGCAGUGCUGACUAGGGCUAUGCUGAGGUUACAAAUUAAUUUUGUGUAUUUAGAAUCCUGUUCUCAAAAGAAAGGUAAUGAAUAAAUGACACUCAUUCUGGAAUUUACAAUUUUGAAAUUAGUACGGAGAGAUCGUCAGUCCUCACCAAGUAUGCUUUGGAGUCAAGUCAUAUUUAAAGGAUUUGUAAAUGUAUUUUGUUUGUUUGUAAUUUGCUAGACAGCACUUUUAGUUCUGAUUUUAUUUUCCAUAGAGAUUAUUCAAUAGGACAACCUGUAAAAUAAAUUUAUUUCAUUCACCUUAUUUGACAAAACCGUAUUCUAAACCAUUUGGGGGGUUUUUCACUAGCUUUCCUUCUCUGAACUCUGGCAUACAUAUUUGUACACUGUAAUGUCAUUGUGACCAUUUAACUGCCUUGGCAACGCUAAUGUAUCUUAAAGCUUAGUGCAGAUAAGCAUGAGCAGGUGGUAUGUUGUUUGACUUAAGGGUGACAUAGAAUAAGCGUUCCUCCAGUCUGCCUGAUGAAGCUUGGAAGCAGGAGGGGACUCUCCCCUCUCUCCUUUGUGUUUCUCUAUAGGAACUGAUUGGAAAAUUUUGUUUUGUGUAUUGUUUGUUUGUUGUUUUAAGUGUAAACCGAUAAUCUUUUAUAAGAAGUAAAUAGAAGCAUUGGGUGCCUUUGUUUGUAAACCAAAAAGUAAUAAAUGAACCCUAUAUUUCUAUUCUAGCAUCUAUUGUAUUUUUACACUGUGGAAAUCAUCCAUGAGUUACCGUGACUAUGUAGUUCUAACCAUUUCAUCUUUCUUAGGUGCCCUCAUUGAUUCUCAGCAUCUUUUAUUUAUGUCUGAGUUAUUCACACAGUACUUUAGAGGAAGCAUGUAGGCAUAAUAAACACUUAGUUAAAAAUAUUUUUAUACAACAGUUAAUAAUGAAACAGAUUUUGUUUUGUUUUGUUUUGUUCUUAAUGUAAACAGAACCAAGAGACCACCAGCACAUUUCUAGGGCAAAUCACAUCAUGUUUAUAGAUUCUUCACCAGUAAUUGAUCUACUUUAUUAAAAGGAUUACUCAUUUUCACAGAGAUUGAGUGAACCACAUGGGGGAGGAUGAGAAUGCAUCAGGAUAAGAUUGCAGUGUAAAUGGUUUUGUAAGCAUGGCUUUCUAAGCCAGCUUCCAGCUCUGUCUUGAAACCGUUUGCACUGACUUGUUCUGCUUUGAAAAAAAAAAAUCUAACUUUGCAUGAGAAGCUUAGAGAAAAGGGUAUAUGCUGUGUAACUUACCAUGGAAAUGAGUUUCACAGUCUGUUUAAAUGUAUAUGAAAUAUUUUCUUAAUAAAGAAAAUUUGAGCAACAUUGUUUGAUGUGCUCCUUUUGCAAGUUGAUAAGUUCAAAAUGCAUUUACUUAUAAAAGCUCCAAGUGGUAUACAAGUUUAAUAAUUUUCCUGUUGUGCUCCAAGGAAGAAAGCUCUCAUUCUGUGUGUGCUUGUGCAGGGCUAAAAACCAUGCAUUAUAAUAUCUGUGAAGAUUUCUCCAAAAUCAUUAUAUAAGCAUUCUAUUGAAAUAUUAUCAAUAUAUUUAUCAUAAGAUAAAUACGCUAAUGACUUUGACAUAGUAAUACAAUUUUAUAUGAAUAAACCUUUUAAAAAAGGAAACAUACAUGUAAGCAGACAACUGAGGACAGUUUUAUUUGAUAUAGUCAUCCAGGGAGAUCAUGUAUUUUAAUUUGUCAGUGUUUAGUUUGAUACUUAAUACUCAGUUUGCUUUAUGUUAUAUCUUUCUCAGCUUCUGUAUUUCAACUUGGUUCUUGGUUUCAUGAGAACAAACUCAGCCUUCAUGCUGGACAUUGUAAAGACUCUAGCUGACACUUUUUGGGUACUUAGUGUUUGUUAGGCAUAUGCUAAGCAUUUCCAUAUGAUGCUCUAUUUAUGCCUUAUAACAAGCCCUCUGUUAAAGGCACCUCUGUUGUCCCUGUUUUAUUUGGGUAACUGAGGCAUAUGACACAUAAUACUAUCAGUGUCAGAGCCAGGACUUGAACUCAUCCUAGCUCUGAAGCCCACAGUUUUGUUCAAUAUAACUAUAGCUGGCCCUCCAUAUCCAUGUCUCUGGAUUCAACCCACCAUAGCUUGAAAAUAAUUUUAAGUUACUUGCAAACAUCUCUUCCAUAAACGAUAUGGUAUAGCUUUGGUCUUGUGCCCUUAAUUGCUUGAGUGUGUUUCUCAGGUGAUUUGUUAUGUAAACCUAUAUGUAUUUAAAUCUAGAUGAUUAAUCUAUUCUAUACUUAGGGCAUAUAAUAUAUACUGUUAAACAUGUGGCCUGCCAUUUGAGGUGUUCUGUGCUGCAUGACUGUUUACAUAAUUUUUAUAUCCUAUUAAGAAUAAGUAAUCUAGAAGUACUUUUAUGUGUACAGGCCAGUAUGCAAACAUUGUGCAACUUGUAUAAAGGACUCGGGCAUAUCUGGAGAUUUUGUAUUUGAAAUCACUGUUCAGAGAAAGUUCCUUGUCAGGUUGUACUCAUGUUCAUUUUUCCUUCCUAAAACUGUUAUCCGACAAAUACUGAAUGCCUAGUAUGCUUAGGUACUGUUUUAUAUGUCUUUAUCACCAAAUGAUAAGCUUCAAAGUAAUCCAGUCCUGAAUGGCACACUAUCAUCCCUUAGGAGUUUUUUGAUUGAUAAAAGCAGGUUAAUGUGUACCGCAGAUAAGGACAAAAUACAGCUGAGAGGAGGGAGCACUCACUGCUUUAAGAAAAAUCUCAUCGUAAGGUUGUGAUUUGAACACCCAGCAGGAGGAGAGUGGUGGAGAGAGGUUUCCAGGCCUUUGGAAGGAGUUGUGUCUGGAAAAGUAAUGUGAACCACAAGGAUAUUUAUUUUAAUUUUUGGUGCUAAAAAAUGGCAAGGUAGUCAGGGAAAGUUAAAGCUGGGGAAGGAGGGAAAACGGAGGGCCGUUGUAUGCUCAGAACUC